UAUUUCAGCAGAGCAGCAGCAGCACAACAAGCUGCUGGCGUGUUUGUCAGCUGACAGAUCUGUUAACCAAAUUGGGGUUUCGGUUGCUGCUGCCAUCUUUCGUGCCAUGGGGAGCCCACCAGCCAAGAUGAAGUUUUGCCCCAUCCACAUGCUUUCUGUAAGAAUCAUACAAGCUAAGAACAUCAAGUCAAGAGACCUGUGGACAGUUCCACUUUCGUGCCAAAACCUUGCGGGGCAAUGUUAUUCACUGCUUGAUACCAGUCUGAAGUAUUUAGGCAUCUCGGGCUGCAGUAGAAAUCUUCCGUCAAGUCCUGACUCCAGCUCUGAAAGACAUCACCUUGGAGAUUUCCUUUCACACCGUUGUCAAGCUUCACAAAUGACUGCAUCAGACUGCUAUGUACGUUUGUGGCUGCCGUCUGCUUCACCUGGAAAGCUUCAGACCAAAACCAUCAAGAAUUCUGACAACCCUGUCUGGAAUGAGACUUUCUACUUUAGGAUCCAGAGAGAAGUUGAGAAUGUUUUAGAAUUGGCAGUGUGUGAUGAAGAUCCACUCACCAAAGAUGACAUGCAGUUCACAGUUCUUUUUAAUGUUGCUAGAAUCAGACCUGGGGAGAAAAUCCAUGAGACAUUUGCCUUGAAAUCAGAGACAGAAAGGUGCUCAAAGAAAUGGGAAAGUUUGGAAGUGGAAUUCUGGAUGGAAAGAAUUGCCGGCCCUCCAGAGCGUCUCAUUACCAAUGAUGUCCUAGUGUCCCGUGAGGUUUGUUGCUUGGAAGUGCAUGUGGACAUUAAUGAAAGCAGGAAAUACUUGAAAGAGGGUAAAAAUCUCGUACUUACGGUGCCUGCAUCUCAUGAGAGAACACAGAAGACGACAGAGGACACCGAUACUUUCUACUUCCAUUGUGUGAAGGCUUGGGAGCCAGUUCUAAAAGUCAGGCUGCAGAAAGUUUCUGAUAAGGAAGAUGACAGCAACAAUUUAAGUGACACCUUAACAGUACCCUUGAAAUUUCUCCCCGUUGGACAUAAAGUGAAAGUAACCCUUCCCAUAAGACAUAAUGUGCCACUACAGUUGUACCUCCAACUAAAUGAUUGCACAGAAAAACUAGAUGUGCGCUUAGGGUAUGAUCUGUGCCAAGAAGAGCAAGAGUUCUUGCAUAAGAGGAAGAGAGUUGUUGCCGGUGCCCUGAAAAGGGUUCUUCAUUUGGAAAGAGAUCUACAUGGACAUGAGGUCCCAGUAAUAGCUGUUAUGGCAACAGGUGGAGGUCUCAGAGCAAUGUCAGCUAUGUUUGGCCAUCUCUUAGCUCUUCAGAAGCUAAAUCUGUUGGACUGUGUCACCUAUCUCACCGGGGCUUCUGGCUCAACAUGGACCCUAGCAGAUCUGUAUGAGCAUGCUGACUGGUCACAGAAGUCUCUGGAGGGGCCACUUAAGGCAGUAAAAGAACAAGUGACAAAAUGCAAACUCAACCUUAUGUCUCUAGACCAUCUGAAGUAUUACCACAAGGAACUUGCUGAAAGGGCAAAAGCAGGACAUGUGUCAUCUUUUACAACUCUGUGGUCACUUGUUCAGGAGAUGUUCUUACAUGAACAGCCAAGAAAAUACAAACUCACAGACCAGCGCAAGGCGUUGCAGCAUGGACAAAACCCCUUGCCUUUCUAUGCAGUCCUCAAUGUGAAAGAGGAGAAGUUUGGUACUUUCAAAUUUAGAGAGUGGGCAGAUUUCUCUCCUUAUGAAGUGGCCAUACCAAAAUACGGAGCCUCCAUUCCUUCAGAAUAUUUCGACAGCGAGUUCUUCAUGGGAAGGCGAGUGAAGAAGCUGCCAGAAUCUCGGAUCUGCUAUCUGGAAGGUCUGUGGACAAACAUCUUUACUAGGAAUUUGCUGGAUGGCUUGUACUGGUCCUCAAAUUCAAAUGAAUUCUGGGAACGAUGGUCCCAAGAUAUGGUAGAUAUAGAAAAACAUUCUCCUGAGGAAGAUGUUACUGUCAUUGAGCCUCCAUCUUGUUUGUCAGGAAAGUUGUAUGAAAUGUUUCAGGACAUUAUGACCAAGCGUCCACUACUGGGACAGUCGCAUAACUUCUUGAGAGGCUUAGAGUUUCAUAAGGAUUAUAUCCAUCAGAAAAAAUUUAUUGAAUGGAAAGACACUGUGCUGGACGGUUUCCCUAACAUUCUGACACCGCUGCAGAAAUAUCUUUGUCUGAUAGAUGUUGGCUAUUUCAUCAACACCAGUGGUGCAGCACUUUUCAAGCCGGAGAGGAAUGUAGAUGUCAUUAUAUCCCUUGAUUAUGGUUUGGGGAAUGUGUUCAAGCAAUUAGAGAUGACAUACAAAUAUUGCAAGGUACAAAAUAUCCCAUUCCCCAAAGUGGAGCUAAGUCCAGAAGAGGAGAAGAACCCAAAGGAAUGUUACAUAUUUUCGGAUGCAGAGGACCCCAGAGCACCCAUAGUAAUCCAUUUCCCCCUGGUGAAUGACACCUUUAAGGAAUUCAAGGAGCCAGGGGUAAAGCGUGGCCACUCAGAGAUGGAAGAAGGCGAAGUAAACCUGGAGAACAACUGCUCACCGUACUACCUCAUUAGGCUGAUCUACUCCUCUGAAAAUUUUGAUAAACUUGUGAACCUGAGCAAAUACAACAUCCUCAACAACAAAGACCUGCUCCUCCAGGCAAUCAGGAGCGCUGUAGAACGAAGGAGAAGCAGAAGGACUGGGAAUUUCUCCCGCUACUCUGGAUACCCCUAGGCUGGGUUUUUGUACUGUUCCCCACUGAAGGCUACGGCAGCACAUUGCAACACAUCACAGUCACAUUACCACACAUCACAGUGUUCAUUAUUUGCAGAAAACUGAGGAAACCUGUACAUUUCUCACCUUGCCAUGUUCAAGCGCCUAGCUUUCAAAACGGUUUAUUUAAUCUCCUUCCCCCACAUUUUCAGCCCACAAGAGCCUCACAAUGUGUUCUUACUUGUUAAGAAAUUAAGGUCCUGGUUAGCGGAGACCUCCCAGGAUCUCCUUGAUGUUACAGAGUUUGGUGGUGGUGAUAUUUCUUUGUAAGAGCCUGUCCCUUCAACCCUGAGCCCAUUGUCAGUGUCCUUUCAAUACUUCACUACAAAUCAAGUCCUGGCCAUUUGCAUUCAGUGAUGUCCAGAUUUUCAGAUAGGCUGAGCAACUAGAAUUUGCACUGAAUUGGUGGGCUCAGCUUUGAAGUCAGGCAUAUAUAUGUGAACAGUGGCCAAACUGCAGUGUGUACAAUUGCACUCUGUCUGGCUGAUUCCCCUUGCUGGUUUAGAAGUUACUCCUUUUUUCCAUUGCCCUGCAAGAGUUUGGCACAGAAACACUGCUCCAGACUGCCACAAAGGGGAAGGUUACAUUUCAAGAGAGAGAGGGUGGUAGCUGCAGUGAGUGAGCACAGUUCUUUUGAGCGUUGGCUGGAGGAAAAGUUCUGCAUAAAGCACAACUGAUCGUAUUGAUAUAUACCAGCAGUGCCUUUAUGCAUUAAAAUGUCAAGAGCCUGAAACAAGUUUUUCAUAGCAGAAGCUUGAGAGGAAUAAUUACCAUAGACUCAAGUACAUUCAAUUUAGUGAUAAUGAUAGAGAUACAAGCUGGUUCUCCUUACAGAUGGAAACUGAAUGUAGGACAACAUCAGUCACUAAAAGAGUCCAUAGCCAUUGUAUUUUCACACACAGAAGAUUUUUUCCGUUUAUAGUCUUCCAUCCCUAACAUCACAGGCAAAGUAUUUUUAGUAGGUGCUACAUAAAAUAGAGCACAGAUUGAGAAAAAUAGGACACACAUUUUCCUCCUUGCUGGAGGAAAAUAUUUGGAAAAUGACACCUGGUUUUCAUUUGCUUUGGAAUGCAGUGAGAGACUUUGCCUUGAACUAGAAGCUUGGAACAUCUUUAUAGCCUUUUACUAAAUUAAAAAGAUGAUAGGAAAGGAUGCUGAGCAAUAUAAAACAGAGCUCCACAGAAGUCAGAGAAGUUUGUGGACUUCCUCACACUGAAGGAUUUGGACCUGCUUCUGGAUUAUUUAUUCCAAACACAGCAUAUUCAUCAGGACUUCCAAGGAAAAUCUUACAUGUUUCUUCUGCACUGGAAAUUUACUUGAGAUCUAGAAUUAGUUGUACUUGAAAUCCAAAAUUAGACAAAGAAAGAGAAAGAGGGGUCUGCCUUUUUGGUAUGCACAGGCAAUAUUUAAGCUCAAAGGGAGAGCAUUUAUAAAAGAGUCGAUUGCCUGAAGCCUGCAUCUCCUAAAUGCUGCUUCUGCUGCAAUGUCAAUGCUAAGCCUCAGCAAUGCUUCUUGUACAAUGCUUACUUGCUGAGCUAAGGACUACCAUCCAGAACCUGAGGAGUCUUAACAGCUGGAAUGCAACUGUACUGUGGGAUUCAGGUCAUGAGAAGAUAAGAACUAAUCCGAUUCUGGCUGCAAGACAAAACAUAAAGAGCCAUUUUGAGCUGAGAGUUGAUCCAGCUGGAUCUGUUACCUUCACACAGAGAGCAGCAUGUGUAGCACAUACAAGCCCACAUGGCUCUGUGCACACAUGUGCACAGGGUGUGCACCACUUCCAUGCUCCCCUGGCUGGUCCUAGAAAGCUCUGCUGCUGUGAAAAGAUAACCCUGUUGUGUUAAUGGUCUACAGAAAACCAUCUGUAAUCCUUGUGAACCUUGGCAGCACGUGCCCAGCAGCAAGGCAGCUCAGCCACAUUGAGAAAAUUUGGUCUCUCAAAAUGCUCCACAGACCAAUAAUUGGGGCAUGUUUGGUGCAUUCAUAGUGCUGCUAAUGCAAACAGAAAGGCCCAGUAAAAUGUGAAGGAGCCACAAAACCACAAGGUUUUCAGGUAACCCACAGCUGGUGGAGAAUUACUGUUCUGAGAGACUGUUAAAUCCUUUUAUAAAGGAAGGGAAGGAGGGUGGGAGGAAGGGAUCUGUGGGUGGGGAAGGUGGUGUGACUCUGCUAGGAGAACUGCCACCAAAGGUUUUGCCAACACUUGGAGUCAGGCUGGGAACUGCUGUCUAAUCUUGCAGCCAGAGGCACAGAGAUGUACCCCUUCAUCUCCUUGGUGUCCCAUGUGGUACCUCUGUAGCCUUAAAUGAUAACAGUUUUUUCAAAUAUAUUUUUGCAUUUCAGAGCCUGAAGUUAUGUGAGGGCUGUAUCAUUGCCCAUCAGAGUGCCUUUUUGUUUCAUUUUGGUUGCCUUUUUGUUUUUGUAACAUGAUGUGGGUGUGGCACAAGGGAACACAGUUUAGUGGUGGACGUGGCAGUGCUAACAGUUGGACUGGAUGGUUGUAGAGGUCUUUUCCAACCUAAAUGGUUCUAUGAUUCUAUGACACUGGAGGAGUGUGUUGCUGGCUUGAUGGUGUAGUAGGAGGACCUGGAGGGCAUUUGUGAGGCUGCUGGGGAACUCUGGAGGUUGGAGGGACCUACACCUUGCACAGUCUUGUCUGUGCAGCUUGUGGAAGUGGUGGCUGGCACAGGUUGUCCCCCAAAGCACUCCUGAGCUCUGGUUCAGAGCAUACUGAUUUGCACUGCCCCCAAACGACAGAAAUAUAGGGCAUCGUUUCAGUGACAUAAGGCUGAUCAGUAAUCUGUGCUCAAGACUGGUCCUUAUUCCCUCUAGAGUAAACAUGGAGUCUAAAAUUUUGGCCUCUGAAAUUCUGUAUGUUUGUUCUUUAGACAGUGUGGAUUUUUUUUUUUUCCUUGGCCCCAUUCUUGCCUGGCCUAGUGCCACAUGCUGUGCUGUGACUGAGCAGAGUGCAUGCAAACCAAAGCAGGCUCUUCCAGGUGAGAGCUGCCUCUCUGCAUCUCACCGAAAAUAGGCAUGUGCCAUACUUAUAAACCAGGCCUUGCUGGUCUGGUGUUGUGUUUGCUUAAGCACUGAAGAUGAUUGCAUGCCCGCCAAAGCCUUGUCCGAAAUGCGCCCCAGAUCACUGCUCUCUGCUGAACAUUUUGCUGGAAAACCCCCAUGAGUACAGAGCUUGCUCUCUGCUGCCAAACACAAAGGAAAUGAGACUGUUCUUAUAACUAUUAGCUGCUCUUCAUAGAAAUCGCUUGCUUGUGUCUUUUAACUGUUUAGUAAUAUAUUAGUUAAAAAUAAAAUAUUGCAAAAGAG
Messenger RNA from Corvus hawaiiensis (hawaiian crow), 6085 nucleotides. Its product is annotated as cytosolic phospholipase A2 beta-like. Gene Ontology annotation, biological process: glycerophospholipid catabolic process. The transcript is spliced from 21 exons. Lineage: Eukaryota; Metazoa; Chordata; Aves; Passeriformes; Corvidae. Gene Ontology annotation, cellular component: cytosol. Gene Ontology annotation, molecular function: calcium-dependent phospholipid binding; calcium ion binding. Bases 107 to 2725 code for a protein of 872 amino acids. The record is from RefSeq and is a predicted model, not a curated record.